Messenger RNA from Cololabis saira (Pacific saury), 2770 nucleotides. RefSeq names its product ensconsin-like. Bases 405 to 2303 code for a protein of 632 amino acids. The transcript is spliced from 15 exons. Gene Ontology annotation, biological process: microtubule cytoskeleton organization. Gene Ontology annotation, cellular component: microtubule cytoskeleton. The record is from RefSeq and is a predicted model, not a curated record. NCBI's taxonomy places the organism in Eukaryota, Metazoa, Chordata, Actinopteri, Beloniformes, Belonidae.
CAGAGCAGCUCACGAGGGUGAGACCGUCUUUUUAUAGACGAGACUCAGUCAGGCUCUGAAUCUCUCCAGACUCUCACAACCCUGAAGGAGACAGAGGUUAGACAACCUCAUUUAGUAAAGACAACAACCUCCGAAGCAUCGGGGAGGGGUGUGACUGCAACUCCUGCUUGUUUCUGCCUGUUUCUCCUCCGUGAGACGCAGAUGGACGAGCAGCUGAUGCAGGAGGAGGCAGGAUCCCGCACAGGCAGCGCAUCCCAGCGAGGACCCGCAGGCGUCUUGAAAUAGACCUCCAAAAAGGAGGAGGAGAGAGAGCAGGGGGAUCAGCAGGAGGAGGAGGAGGAGGAGGAGGAGGGGGGGGUUUCAGAGAGAGAGAGAGCAUCGGCACGCCAGGCUCAAUACCUAGCAUGGCCGUGCAGAAGAAGCAGAAGAAGCAGAGCGUCACCCCUCCAUCGCAGGGACCUCUUUCCUCACGAACCGCCGGGAGCCCGAGGGUCGGGAACAGACCCCAGAGAACCGGACAGAAUGGCUCUAAUGUUGAAUCAAAGUCACAAACAAAGAAACCAGCCUGCCCCGUCGACAGAUCUGCUCAGAGCUGCAACGCCGUCGUUCCCCGGAUCCCUGCAGGUAAUGGACAAAAUGUUGACGAGAGGCUGAAAGCGGCUCGAGAGAGACGAGAUGAGCAGCAGAAGUUACGUGCCUCCCGGGAGCUGAGCCGGCUGGAGCGGGAGCAGCGCGCCAAGCGCUACUACGAGCAACAACUGCGGGAUCGAAAGAAGAAGCUGCAGGAGCAGCGAUUGAAGGAGGAGCGGCGGCGCGCCGCGGUGGAGGAGAAGCGCCUGCAGCGGCUGAAGGAGGAGAAGGAGCGGUAUGAAACCGCCGUGCGCAGGACGCUGGAGAAGAGCCAGAAGGCUCAGCAGCAGCUCGGCCGCGGGUCCAGAGGACGAAAGCCCAGCAAAUACACUCUGCGCCGCUCGCCUCUGACAACAUGGGAGAAGAACCUGGUGAGUCGCCUCCUGACCCCGACGUGCUCCUACCUGGCCAGGAGCCGGAGCGCUGCCUGCCGGUCGGGAGAAGAAGUUGUCCACAUUUGUCGCCGUGCAGUUUCAUACCACUCCAUGAACACCACUACAGCCUCUCACAAACCCCUGCAGCGCCCCGGAUCGGCCCGCGGGCCGUCGGCCUCCCCCGGCCGCACCGGCAGCCGGCAGAGGAGCGUCUGUCCCGCGCAGAUCAAACCUGCAAGACGGGUGGACGCUGAUAAGAAGAAGUCUGACGGAGAUUCAAACAUGGGGUCACCUGCUGGUAACGGCGGUGCGAGAGCGACAUCAGGUCACCUCAGCAGAGCAGCCUCGCCCUCGCCAGAGCGCCCUCUCAGAUCGAUCGGCAGACAUCCGACCCCGCUGCAGGUCGAACUCCCGUCCGUCCCCGAGGAGGAUGGAGCCAUUUCAGCCUCCGUCCGCUCCGCUGGCAACGUGAGACCUGCCGGGAAACCAGAUAAAGUUCAGCUGCGGAAGCUGAAAAAGGAAAAUCCACCAGAGACUCCCAGUACGAACCCGCCCGCCGGCCAGAGAGAGGCGCAAACUCCGACAGCAGCAGAUGGACCCCCCCGGGCUCCUGAGGUCGCGCCACGGCCCUCGGCGGGCACUUCGGACCCGGAGGAGGCCUCGCGUCUCCUGGCUGAGAAGAGGAGGGAGGCCCGACUGCAGCGGGAGAAGGAGGAGCAGGAGCGCCUGCAGCGAGAGGAGGCCGAGAGGCGGAGCCGCGAGGAGCUGGAGCGCCGGAGGGCCGAGGAGCGAGCUCGCCAGGAGGCGGAGGCCCGACGCCUCGUCCAGGAGAAGAGGAGGAGGGAGGAGGAGGAGCAGAAGCGAGCUGAAGAAGAGCGAGCUCAGGCGAAGAGGGAGGCCGCGCUUCUGCAGAAACAGAGAGAGGAGGAAUCGGCUCGAGAGAGACAACGAGCAGAGCAAGUUCAGCAAGAACGAGAGGGAGCUGCUCAGAAAGAGGAGGCAGAGCGUCAAGCGAGGAAAAAGCGACUGGAGGAGAUCAUGCGGAGAACCAGGAGGACAGAUUCUCCAGAUAAAAAAUCAGCACCAACGAGGACCUUCCCAAAGGAAAACACCGAGCCUGCACUCAACGGGAGGAUAGAAGACACUGAAAAGCUGCCGGUGGGGGCUAAAGCCACCCAGCUGGGGCUGAACAAUGAGGAGGACGUGGUACCUGUCGUGGCCUUCAAGGAACGCAGGUCCCUCAGAGCGCUCUCUGGUCUGGAGGAAAUCCAGACUCACCAGCGAGCAGAAGUCAUCUGAGCACCUGCAGAGAGCGGUAAGCCUUUCAGCGUUGAAGCCAACCCCCCCGGGAAACACGGGGGAUACUGCAGCACAUUUUGGCCGUUUGGCCACCCUUCAGCACCUUGAAAGAGCAUGUACAAUUCCAGCCCCGCCCUCAGCGAGGACGUCGACAUCCGGUCACUUUCCUGCAUGUGACUAGUGGCACAAAGCAAGUUACGCAGUAGUCUCCUCAGUGCAGCAGGGUUUAGCUCUCAUAGCGACUAUAGGCGCUGUAGAUGUAGUUGGCAAAUGCGAUUAAUCGAUUGUCAAAAGUGUUGUCUCUUCUACCAAAUCUGAAAAAAUUGGGGUUAUAUGGAAAAUUAAAAUAAAAAAAAACUGUGAUUCUUACAUUUACUUUUAUUUGACAAUUUGAACCCACAAGCUUUCUCAUAAAAUUCAUUUAAUUCGUCAUCAAACAUUCAAUUUUGCUUUCAACACAUUUCAGA